Messenger RNA from Adineta ricciae, 1740 nucleotides. The record is from the annotation of a GenBank genome assembly. Lineage: Eukaryota; Metazoa; Rotifera; Eurotatoria; Adinetida; Adinetidae.
AUGAGUCGUCAAUAUUCUCUUUUUAUCCUAUUUUUAUCUUCUUCAUACUUAGUAUAUUAUCAAUUAGCAGCUCAACAAUUAUCUCAAUCGCCUCGUCUAUGCGCUUUUCGUAAUAAUCCUUCCCAGUAUUAUCCUUGUGCACUUGAUUCCCUUGGUCUGAACAGUUGGUCGUUUUAUCGAUGCCCAGACGAGACAAUAUUCGAUGAAAUUUUGCAACAAUGUUCGAAAACUGCUUUGUCCGAUUUAUAUCCUUCGCUCUCAUCGACUGACGACGCUCAGCUCGAAAGAAUCUCGAAUUUUAUCGUCUCACAUCCUGUUUCCGAUGCACGAAGAUUAAUCACAGACUUCGAAGAUCCAUUUUCAAUAAAAAAAUUCUUACAUGAACGUGUGGAACGAGCAGGAGGCAUUUUCUGGUCAAAUGGUCAACCACUGAUGGAGUUAGACGAAAAAUCCAUCUUUGAUUCGAAAUCAUCGAUAAAUUCCAAAUUGAACUAUUUCUCGUAUGAACACCCUUAUCCUCCGCCUGUUAGCGAAGAUGAGUUGAAAUAUAAGAAAAUUUGCUACUUUACAAAUUGGGCUCAAUAUCGAAGUGGUUCAGCGAAAUUCGAGCCCGAACAUAUUGAUCCGUUUCUUUGUACACAUAUUAUUUAUGCAUUUGCCUACAUUAGUAACGAAACAUUUCUCAUCCGAAAAGUCGAAGAUAAUGAUGAAGAUCUCUAUCGUCGCGUGAAUGCCUUGAAAAAACGGAAUCCAAAAUUGAAAACUAUACUUGGUGUUGGCGGAUGGAAUAUGAAAUCCUAUGCGUUUUCGAUCAUGGUUCAUGAUAGCGCCAAACGAAAACGAUUCAUUUUCGAUACAAUCAACUUUCUACACAAGCAUAAUUUUGAUGGCUUUGAAGUGGAUUGGGAAUAUCCAGGUAUACGCGGUGGAUUACCAGAUGAUAAAUAUUACUUGACCAUAUUUUUUCAGGAGUUCAAAGAAGCGGCUAUAGCACAGUCGAUUGUGACUGGACAGCCGAGAUUGUUGAUGGCAGCAGCGGUAGCAGCAAAUGCGGAAGUUGUAUCAAAUGGUUAUGAAAUUGAUAAGAUUGCCAAAAUUUUAGACUUUAUCAAUAUCAUGACUUAUGAUUUUCAUGGAGCCUGGCAAAACCAUACUGGUCUAAAUGCUCCUCUAUACAGACGUUUUGAUGAAACAGGACCCGAAGCGAUGUUAAAUCAAGUAAAAAACGAGAAUAUGCUUAUGAUCAUUGGUUUACUAAGGAUAUUUUUCUUUGAGGAUUUCGGCGUUGCAAUUUGGUUAAAAAGUGGUGCACCAGCUCAUAAACUUGUCUUGGGCAUUCCAUUAUUUGCACGAACAUUCCUAUUAGCCCACGCUGAUCAAAAUGAACUUCGUUCGCCAACAAUUGGAAAUGGUACAGAAGGUCCAUACACACGUAGUGCUGGUUUUCUCUCCUAUUUCGAAGUAUGUUUACUUCAAUCAGAUCCCCAAUGGACGAGAAUCUCUGUGCCGGAUGGGUCCGAAUCAGAAUAUAUGUAUAAAAAUCGUGAUUGGAUUGCGUACGAUACUCUUUCGAAUAUUCAGAAACGAGCAGCUUAUGUCGUAGCAAAUAAUCUAGGAGGAUUAUUUGUUUGGUCACUUGAUAUGGACGAUUUCAAUGGCAUAUUCUGCAGUAAUGGAACAUAUCCAUUUAUAAGAAAUUCUCUAUCACUUCUACCAGCAAACAUGGCUUCGUAUAUUUGA